AUGGGUGCACACUCUGCUAUCUGGCAAGGAUAUGUCGAUUCCAGUUUGAUGGGAUCCGGCCAAUUUGACAAAGCCGCCAUCCUCAGCCCUGACUUCUCUGGCGUCGAGGCUUCAUCCGCUGGCUUCUCGAUCACCCCCCAAGAAAUCCAGGGAAUUGGAUCUGCUUUUGGUGACAGCAGCUACGCCAUGCAGCACGGCUUCACAAUUGGUGGAGAGAAGUUCCUCGCCAUCAAGGCUGAUGACCGUAGUCUUUAUGGCAAGAAGGGCAAGGAGGGCGCUGUCAUUGUCCGGACUGCCUCCUGCAUUAUGGUCGGCCACCACACCGAGGCCGUCCAGACCACCAACGCCGCUACUGCCAUUGAGGGCGUUGCUGACUACAUCAACGGUGCCAAAUAA
Aspergillus puulaauensis is the source of this 396-nucleotide messenger RNA. RefSeq names its product profilin (gene pfy1). The transcript is spliced from 5 exons. Gene Ontology annotation, molecular function: actin monomer binding. Lineage: Eukaryota; Fungi; Ascomycota; Eurotiomycetes; Eurotiales; Aspergillaceae. The coding region runs from base 1 to 396 and encodes 131 amino acids. Gene Ontology annotation, cellular component: cell cortex. The record is from RefSeq and is a predicted model, not a curated record.